Clarias gariepinus (North African catfish) is the source of this 3435-nucleotide messenger RNA. It is a transcript of the gene shkbp1, whose product is annotated as SH3KBP1 binding protein 1. The record is from RefSeq and is a predicted model, not a curated record. The transcript has 18 exons. Bases 135 to 2525 code for a protein of 796 amino acids. NCBI's taxonomy places the organism in Eukaryota, Metazoa, Chordata, Actinopteri, Siluriformes, Clariidae. Gene Ontology annotation, molecular function: protein binding. Gene Ontology annotation, biological process: protein homooligomerization.
AACCGGAAGUUAUUUUCGAGAGGCUUUCGAGAGAUGGGAGGAUUAUAGAUUUAGAUUGCUAAUCGUUUUGUAGCAGAUAUUUUAUGUUAUGGGUUACCGUUAAUUUGUAAGAAACUGUAUUAAAUGUCACUGCCAUGGCACGAGCGGCUGGAGAUAUUAUUCAUUUAAACGUCGGAGGAAAGAGGUUCAGUACCUCCAAGCAGACUUUGACAUGGGUACCUGACUCCUUUUUCUCAAGCCUUUUGAGUGGCCGGAUAUCCACCUUAAAGGAUGAAACCGGAGCGAUUUUCAUUGAUCGUGAUCCUUCACUUUUUGCUCCUAUUCUAAAUUUUCUGCGCACCAAAGAACUGCAUCCCAGGUCUACAGAUGUAAAUUUACUGAUGCAUGAAGCUGAGUUCUAUGGAAUCACACCAUUAGUACGUAAACUGCAGUUGUGUGAUGAACUAGAUCGCUCAUCAUGUGGCACAGUGCUGUUUAAUGGCUAUCUGCCUCCUCCAGUGUAUCCUGUGAAGCGUAGGAACAGACACAGCGUUGCCGGCUCUCAGUUCAUGACUGGCCGAUCUGUCCCUCUCGAGAGAGCCACAGUCCGGCGCAGCAACACAAUGCCACCCAACCUGGGCAAUUCAGGCAUGCUGGCAAAAGCUGCUACAGAAGAGAAAAUAUCAGGUCCGGGCUCAGAUCCAGGAAUGGUUCGAAUCAUAUGCGGGCAUCACAACUGGAUUGCUGUGGCUUACGCACAGUUUGUAGUUUGUUACAGGGUUAAAGAGUCCACUGGGUGGCAGCAAGUUUUUUCAAGUCCCAAACUAGACUGGAUCAUCGAUCGAGUUGCACUCAAUGCUAAAGUCAUGGGCGGAUCACUAGCAGACAAUGACAAGAUGGUCGCGGUGGCAUCUGGAACAGAGAUCAUAUUGUGGACUGUCUGUCCCGAUGGAAACGGAAACGAGAUUGGUGUCUUUAGCUUAAGUGUGCCCGUUGAGGCUCUGUUCUUCGUGGGGAAUCAGCUCAUUGCUACGAGCCACACAGGGAAAGUGGGUGUGUGGAAUGCUGUAACAAAACACUGGCAGAAUCAGGAUGUGGUUCCCAUAAACAGUUAUGACACAGCAGGGUCCUUCCUCAUCCUCGGCUGUAAUAAUGGAUCCAUCUACUACAUUGAUGUACAGAAGUUUCCAUUAAGGAUGAAGGAUAAUGAUUUGCUGGUGACGGAGUUGUACCGAGAUCCCAGCGAAGAUGCAAUUACAGCACUUAGUGUCUAUCUUACACCUAAAACAAGUGACAGUGGAAACUGGAUUGAGAUUGCCUAUGGCACGAGCUCAGGAGCAGUGCGUGUGAUUGUUCAGCAUCCUGAGACAGUAGGCUCAGGGCCACAGCUUUUUCAGACAUUCAGUGUUCAUCGGAGUCCUGUUACUAAAAUAAUGCUGUCAGAGAAACACCUCAUUUCAGUGUGUGCAGAUAAUAACCAUGUGCGUACCUGGACUGUAACACGGUUCAGAGGAAUGAUUUCCACCCAGCCAGGCUCCACCCCUCUCAGCUCAUUUAAAAUCCUCUCACUGGAUGAUAUCGAUGGACAUGCAGGCUGCAGUGCUGGCACUGAGAUUGGUCCAUAUGGGGAAAGAGAUGAGCAGCAAGUGUUUAUUCAGCGUGUCGUUCCUGACACUGAUAAACUCUAUGUACGAUUGUCUUCCAAUGGCAAAAGGGUGUGUGAGGUGCGCUCUGUGGACGGGACUUCCAUCACAGCUUUUGUGGUUCACGAGUGUGAGGGGUCAAGCCGCAUCGGGUCACGGCCACGCCGCUUCCUGUUCAGUGGACAUGCCAAUGGCAGCAUUCAGAUGUGGGACCUGACAACAGGCAUGGAGAUUGCAGCCAAGGUGGACAUAAAAGCACUAGGAGGCCCUACUGAGGAAGAGCUGUUGGAGUUGUUGGACCAGUGUGACUUGGCACUGACCAGAACACCAGAAAUGAGUCCUGCUACAUCACUCACACAAUCGUCUCGCAACUCUACUUGCAGUCUGCAGUCCCAGUCAAGUGAGAAUGCUCGCGCUGGUGCGCCUGGCAUUCGUGGUGUCAAUCUUCCACGACCUCAGCAAGCAUUUCUAAGAUCGCGUGAUAUUCCUAGUCAUCUUGGCCUCAGCAUGAGCUCUCUGAGCAGCAGCGUAAGUGAGCGAGAGAGAGAGCGACAACAGGACAGAGAGAGAGACCGAGAUGGCAUGUUUGCCCCUCGGAGAGGCAGUUUUGUAGAACGAUGUCAGGAACGAGCCAAAAUCUCAGACAUUGCAGGAACAGAAGCUCGUCUCGGCCUCAGACCACAUUUAUCAUCAUCGGCAUCCAGACGCCCUGCCCCCUCUGUCCCAAGCCAUGCCUCAUCAAGUUUGAGCCCAAUUAGAUCACAGACCCCCACAUCUCCAAGGCGAGGACCCACGUUGCCUGUAGGUGACACCUCACCCCCUGAUGCAAGUUCUAAACAGGAAAGCCCAUCUUCUCCACCACCCACCAGUCCAAAACCACAUAUGAAUGAGACCAGCUUCUAAUUGGCUGGCUUAAAAAACUGACAAGUGGUUGCUGCAACUCAGCCAUGUAUCUGCUAGUCAGGAGAAAUAGUGUAAAUGAAGAAGUUAUUAUCAAGGCUGUAUUUCUUUUUGAUUUUCUUUUCAUUUAUUGAGCUUUUCUUUGCAAAGUAUCUUCCAGGGGGGAAAGAGAGACAGAACAAAAUAAAGAUGACGUUUUGUUUUCAGUCUAUUUACCCAGUAUUCUUGUGUUCCUGAUGCAUACUUCUUAGCAAAUUUAUGUCAGAACUAUGCACUACACAAUAGUAUAACUAAAUAUUGAAUAUGUUAACAGAUGCACAGAAACUUUUCUUGUCCAGACUUCAACCGGUCACAUGCUAAUAUUAAAAUGUUCAUGUUGUCAUAAUUGCCUUAUAUUGUUAUUAUUGCUUUGUGAUUGCACUCCGUGGUGUUUAAAAAGUGAGAUGGGGAAACUAAGGCUCUUGGACCAGGUUGAUUUUAAGUAAGGGCUCUUUUCGGUGAUGCAGAAAUGUUGCCUAUCUAGCAGCCUCCUGGCACAUGCAUAUGUUAUCACUGCUUUUCUUAACAUUUUCUGUUUGUUGUUGUUUUUUUGUCACGGAUGUAGGAUUGUGGUGUUGUUCUAGAUAUUUUAUCACUGCCAUGAAAAUAUUUAAAAUUUGGGCAAUUUUAUAUUUUUCUACUUUCAGGUUCAAAAUUCGGUAAUCCCUUAAAUUCCUGGCUUAUUAUUCUGUAGUUCAUUUUACCAUGCAUUAUACAGUAUACUAGGAAAACUAUAAGGUCUGUCUGGACAUUCAGGCAUGUAUAGGGAAUUUAAGGGGUUAAUAUGUAUUCAAUAUAUGCAUAAGGUAUCCAUACAGUGUGUGUAAAUAUUUAUAUAUUACUCUUGAAGUCAUAACAAAUUCAAAUAAAUAUU